This is a messenger RNA of Necator americanus (New World hookworm), 609 nucleotides long. RefSeq lists its product as uncharacterized. NCBI's taxonomy places the organism in Eukaryota, Metazoa, Nematoda, Chromadorea, Rhabditida, Ancylostomatidae. Gene Ontology annotation, biological process: glucose 6-phosphate metabolic process; intracellular glucose homeostasis; carbohydrate phosphorylation. The record is from RefSeq and is a predicted model, not a curated record. Gene Ontology annotation, molecular function: D-glucose binding; glucokinase activity; fructokinase activity. The coding region runs from base 1 to 609 and encodes 202 amino acids. Gene Ontology annotation, cellular component: mitochondrion; cytosol. The transcript has a single exon.
AUGGCGUCAACGAUGAAAGACUGCCAAAUGCUCAUUGAUGUCUACAGAGGGAUUAUUAAUUAUCUGCUCAGUUUUUGCAUUGACGAAACAACUUACGCAAUAUCGGGUUUUGAAAGUGUCAGAAUCGCAAGAAAUGUGGAUGACGCCCGUAAAUGCUUGAUGCUUACGGAUGACCAGCUCAGAGGUGUAAUGUUGGCGCUACAUGAUGGCAUGGAGAAAGGUCUCAGAAAAGGAACUCCUCCUGGUAUUGGCCUUAAAAUGCUUCCAUCGUACGUACGUGCUAUCCCGAAUGGCACAGAAUACGGAGAUUUCUUAGUGUUAGAUCUUGGAGGAACAAAUUUCCGUGUGCUUCUUAUCCGGCUCAGAGGAACUGAGGCCGAAUUGUGUGGUAAAAUCUGCAACAUUCCAAGUGCUAUCCAAAGAGGAACAGGUGAAGCGCUCUUCGAUCACAUAGCUCAUUGUAUUCUUUUGUUCACCGAGGAACAGUUUGGCGACAAAAAGAAGAAGCUUCCAUUGGGAUUCACUUUUUCAUUUUCAACUCAAAUUAAAGGUCUUACAAAAGGAAAAUUAAUACAUCUAUACCUCCGCCCUCAAUCUUUUGGCAUUUGA